Molecule: messenger RNA, 3461 nt
Organism: Oryctolagus cuniculus (rabbit)
Lineage: Eukaryota; Metazoa; Chordata; Mammalia; Lagomorpha; Leporidae
Gene: PCSK7
Product: proprotein convertase subtilisin/kexin type 7
Biological process (GO): protein processing
Cellular component (GO): trans-Golgi network; Golgi membrane
Molecular function (GO): serine-type endopeptidase activity
Source: RefSeq, a predicted model, not a curated record
GGUCGCGGGCGGGCCGGCGGCACCGGCCGCGGAUUGGCUGCGGCGCCGGGCGGAAGUGAUGCGGCUGUCACCGACUCCUCCGGCUCCCGGGAAGCCGCGAGUUUCCGCGGGGAGGCGGCGGCAGCAGCUGCGGCCGGGCAGGCGGGUCUGCAGCCUGUGCUGAGUCAGCACUACUCACAAGGUGAGCGAUGCCUGAUACGCAUUUGCACAACAUGAGUGUGCCGUGGUCAGCCAGCCCAGGAGCUCAACCUCACCCAGAGUGCAGCCUGCCGCUCUGAUGCCGAAGGGGAGGCGGGGAGUGCCACACUUGGAUGCCCGCCUGGGCUUGCCCACCUGCCUCUGGCUGGAGUUCGCCGGGCUCUUCUUACUGGUCCCCUGGGUCAUGGGCCUGGCAGGGGCAGGUGGGCCUGAGGCCCAGCAUCCAGGGGGGCUAAGCUGGGCUGUGCACUUGCACAGCCGGGCCGAUGAGAGGGAGGAGAAGACCCUGGAACAGCGGGCAGACGCCCUGGCGCAGGCAGCAGGCCUCGUGAAUACCGGACGCAUCGGGGAGCUCCAUGGGCACUACCUCUUUGUCCAGCCCGCCGGGCACGGGCAGGCCGUGGAGGUGGAGGCCGUCCGGCAGCGGGCAGAGGCUGCACUGGCCGGCCACGAAGAUGUGCGCUGGCACUCAGAGCAGAGGCUGCUAAAGCGGACCAAGCGCAGUGUCCACUUCAACGACCCCAAGUACCCCCAGCAGUGGCACCUGAAUAACCGGCGGAGCCCCGGCAGGGACAUCAACGUGACGGGUGUGUGGGAACGCAAUGUAACUGGGCGAGGGGUGACAGUCGUGGUGGUGGAUGACGGAGUGGAGCACACCGUCCAGGACAUUGCGCCCAACUACAGCCCAGAGGGUAGCUACGACCUCAACUCCAAUGACCCCGACCCCAUGCCCCACCCAGACGUGGAGAAUGGCAACCACCAUGGCACGCGGUGUGCGGGAGAGAUCGCUGCGGUGCCCAACAACAGCUUCUGUGCAGUGGGCGUGGCGUACGGCAGCCGCAUAGCAGGUAUCCGGGUGCUGGACGGACCGCUCACAGACAGCAUGGAGGCGGUGGCGUUCAACAAGCACUACCAGAUCAAUGACAUCUACAGCUGCAGCUGGGGACCAGACGACGAUGGGAAGACAGUCGACGGCCCCCACCAACUUGGAAAGGCUGCCUUGCAACACGGGGUGAUGGCUGGUCGCCAGGGCUUUGGGAGCAUCUUUGUGGUAGCCAGCGGCAACGGGGGCCAGCACAACGACAACUGCAACUAUGACGGCUACGCCAACUCCAUCUACACCGUCACCAUAGGUGCGGUGGACGAGGAGGGGCGGAUGCCCUUCUACGCAGAGGAGUGUGCCUCCAUGCUGGCGGUCACCUUCAGCGGAGGGGACAAGAUGCUGCGCAGCAUUGUGACCACUGACUGGGACCUUCAGAGGGGCACUGGCUGCACCGAGGGCCACACGGGGACCUCGGCUGCGGCGCCCCUGGCAGCCGGCAUGAUAGCCUUAAUGCUGCAGGUGCGGCCUUGCCUCACGUGGCGGGACGUCCAGCACAUCAUCGUCUUCACAGCCACCCAGUAUGAAGAUCGCCAUGCAGACUGGGUCACCAACGAGGCAGGGUUCAGCCACAGCCACCAGCAUGGUUUCGGCCUGCUCAAUGCCUGGAGACUUGUUAAUGCAGCCAAGGUCUGGACCUCUGUCCCCUACUUAGCUUCCUACGUCAGCCCUGUGAUAAAGGAAAACAAGGCCAUCCCGCAGACGCCCAGUGCCCUGGAGGUCCUGUGGAAUGUCAGCAGGACGGACCUGGAGAUGUCGGGGCUGAAGACACUGGAACACGUGGCAGUCACAGUCUCCAUCACUCAUCCACGCCGCGGCAGCUUGGAACUGAAACUGUUUUGCCCCAGCGGCAUGAUGUCCCUUAUCGGCGCGCCACGCAGCAUGGACUCGGACCCCGGCGGCUUCAGUGACUGGACCUUCUCCACUGUGAGAUGCUGGGGGGAGCGGGCCAGAGGGGUCUACAGGCUCGUGGUGAGGGAUGUAGGAGAUGAGUCACUGCACGUCGGCGUCCUCCAGCAGUGGCAGCUGACCCUAUAUGGCUCUGUGUGGAGUCCGGUAGACAUCAGGGACAGACAAAGGCUGUUGGAAAGUGCCAUGAGUGGGAAGUACCUGCACGACGGCUUCAGCCUGCCCUGCCCCCCCGGGCUGAAAAUCCCUGAGGAGGACGGUUACACCAUCACCCCUAACACCCUCAAGACGCUGGUGCUGGUGGGCUGCUUCACCAUCUUCUGGACCGUCUACUACAUGCUGGAAAUGUAUCUGAGCCAGAGGAGUGUGGCCGCCAGCUCGGCCUGUGGGCGUGGACCCUGCCACUGGCCCCACCGGAGCCGAAAAGCCAAGGAGGAAGGGACAGAGCUGGAGUCAGUGCCGCUGUGCCACAGCAAGGAUCUCGGCGGCGUGGAGACAGAGAGCGGGGGCCCCCCCGCCAGCCCUGGCCUCCUUGUCCCCGACCCGCUGGUCCAGAGCAGCAAGAGUGCACCAGACUGCCCCCCGGACCUGCCGCAGCGGAGGGAAGAGCAGAUCUGCUGACCUUGGAGCCUGGCAGGCUCCGCGUGGGACAGGCUCUUCCCCGAUGGAGGAGCUGGGAAGCCUGCUCCUGCCUGCCGGGGCUCUGGGAGAGAGGCCUCCGCGGCUUCCUCCGGCUAUGCUCAGGGACGGGGGGGGACCUUCCUAAGGUGCCACUGGCAGAGGACUGGUGCCAGACAGUGGUCUGGCACGCGCCGCAGGUCUCCAGCUCAGUGGGAGCUGCUGGCGAGGUCUCGGACAAGGCGUUGGUGCCCCAUUGGGCAGGCCUCCAUCCCCGAGUCUCUCGGGCAAGCAUGGGUGAUAGGAUGCCUGCCGUGGCCAGUAAAGCAACUCAGCAGAGGCAUCUCUGGGGUCACUCAGAAAGGGGGUGGGGGACAAGCGGAGAUGGGGCAGAGCACCGGACAGACACGCCCCCUGCCUCCCUUCCCUACGCCCCAUCAGAAGCCAGCCUAGAACACGGCCUGCCUCCCGCCCCGGCGCCCCUCCCCUGCAUCUUUCCAAAGGAUUGGUACGAGGCUCCCGCCCCAAGUGGUGGUGGUGGGGGUGCUGGGACUCAGCUUCCCGGGCCUGUGGUGCCACCUCUGGGAAGUCGAAGAACAGAGGAGCAGGUGCCACUCUGGGCCGUGACUACCCCGUCUUCCUCUGCAGCCGCUCAGGGAAAUGGCCCUCCCCUGGGGCCAGCUGUCCCCUCACGGGCUGGGCCUCUUCCACUGUUGGCCUCGCCCUUCUUCUGAGCUAAACGGUGGAUUUGAAUUUUCUUUUUUAAAUGCUUAAGUUUUGGCUUACUCUUUUCACAGCAACAUUUUGUUGAAUUUUUUUCCGCGCAGCUUUUCCAAAAUAAAAACCUUCCAAACCA